GGAGCCUUUGGGAAACAGGUGUUGGAUGAUGAGUGGAUAGGUGGACCCCACGUGUGCGUCAGUUUCCACUUAACUUUGUCUCCUCUCACCGAUAAGGUCAAUGCCGCUUCCAUCUCAUGCCCUCCUAUCUUUCAAGUUUCAGAGCACAAAGACAGCAAAUGGUAGCUGGAAGUGUAAAUUGACGGCGACGAGUGUUAAAGAGAGGCGAAGGAAGCGAUUAGCGUGGGGUGUUGUUCAUUUUACCCCCUGGAUCUUGUUUGACAUCACUCCCAAAUCAUCUUUGUUCAUGUUUAGGGUUAGGGUAUUAUAUAUCCAAUCUCAAUCUCUGUGUAACAUGCACUGGAAGUGCUGUCAAGCAUGAUCCGGAAGGUGCUGUUCAGCAACAUACAGAUGGAUCGAGCAACUACACUACCUGCUCUAUAUGCCCAUCAUCAUCUUCUUCUUAACCUUAUUUAUUUAUUAAUUUAUUAUUAUUGUUAUUGUUUUUUUUCGAAAAUGGGUUUCUAUUUUUUUUGCUUUUUUUUUAUUUUUUAUUAUCAUCAUUAUUAUUUUCUUACAAGAGAAAAUAUUAGUAUUGAUCAUGGCAUUUAACAAAAAUUCCAACUUUUUUGUGAUGUGGUUUUCCAUAUUUGAUUGUCUGCUUUGAUUUUCAUACCCAAUAACCAUUAUUUAAUUCACAUUCAUUGUCUUUUGUUAUUGCAAAGUGUUACUUAGGCUUUGGCUUAGCAAGUUAGACUACCUCAAAAUGUUGACCAGCCUACUUUGGCAAAGAUUUAGUAUAUAAGAAAAUAUGUAUAUAUUCUGCGGUACGAUUUUUUAUUUUUAUUUUUAUUUUUAACCCAAAUUAGUCUGUGCUUAUCUUUAUUGACAAAAUAUGUUGCACAAUGAUAUAAUUUGCCACAUUUGCUGAAGCCUUGUUUGUUUUUGUUUUUUGUUUUUUUUUUUUUUUUGUUUUUUGGGUUGGGGGGGUGGAUAUUGCUAAGGCCUUCCUUGUAUAUGAUUAAAUGCCUUUGAUCCUCUAUUAUUGGGAGCUAUAUUGUAUUUUGUGUGUCCAUUAUCUUUCUCUCUUCAGAUGCCCCAUUGUCCAUUACAUAUGUAUUUUAUUUAUUUAUUUAUUUAUUUGAUGGUAAAGCCAUUACGUAUGUUUAUGCGUAAGCAAAUCGGAAUAGUUGGAAUAUUCCACGUGUAACCUCUUAGUGUUCUUUUUUGUCAACUCGGAUACAACUCAACAAAGCAAAGACAGAGAGAAUGGCCAACAGUCAAGAUUAGUUUUGAAAAGGACACGCGUCAUUCUAUUAUAUGCAUGAGAACGCAAGGGCAAAUGACGGUGGUAGUCCUACCAACUGCCAAGUCUUUAUUUUCCCUAUCUGAAGUAUGGGGGACCCAUAUAAAUCUACGGGGAUUUAUCUCUUUUUCCCUUUUGGGAGGUGACGUUCUGGAUGAUUCUUUUAAAGUAUCUAUAGAAGCAGUUGGUUUCGUUGGUUCCAUACAGAAAGAAGAGGAUAUUCUUUGUCUUCCUUGCUUUCGCUCUUGUUCUGUUUCUCACUCUUUCGCUCUCGGCGGCGAGCUCUUCAUUUCAGUGUUGAGCACCUGGCGAUCCAACCAAAUUCAUUUAGACCGGCGUUCAACCCCACCAACCGACCGAUCGAGGAGAAAGAAGCAAUUCCCCAAGGACUCAAAUUUUCUUCAUUUGCCCUCCUGGAUCUCUUCUCAAGCGAAGCGAGGAAACAAAAGUGCAAGAUGGGAGUGGUGUUGAAGAAACUCCGGAUUCGGAGGGUGCUGUCCAGGAAGAUCGGGAAUCUGCAUCGGAACAAUGUCCGGAGCUGGAGGAAGCAGCUGAAGCCGAUCAAGCAGCGCAGUUUUACACGGAAGCGCAAGUGUACAAGCUCUCGUUGCGGUGAUCUGUUGCUUCUUCUAGUCUAUUUCACUUGUUUUGGAUCGAUCCUCAACAUAAUCCGGAGGUUUGUCUCUAACAAGGUCCUGAGAGAGCAACGAAAGCCUAGAAAUGACGUUUACUCUUGGAGGCACGCCGAUCAUGGGAGACUUGUUAUGUACUUUAGAAGUGGUGCAUCGCCAUGGGGCAACUUCAGAUUUCCUCAUCAGGUGAACUGUAUGUUCCAAUCUCUCUCUCAAGUUCUACUUUCAGUUUGCCAGAGCUGUGGAACAAUCUGGAGGGUGCCAUCGAACAUGAUCCAGAGGGAGGAACUGAAGUCUAGGAAUCACAUCUACAUAUUAAGACGUGCCUAUAACUACGGCCAUCAUGGGUGGAGAGCUGUGAUUCAAUUCCUCAAUGCUCCAUCCAUUAAUUUAUCAGGACUGGUUGAUUUGCAUUUUGGUUUCUCUCCCUUUAAAUUUUUACUUUCUGAAUGUUGGAACUGUGGAACAAUCUGGAGGGUGCUAUUGAACAAGAUUUGUAGAGUGCUAUCAAACAAAAUCCAGAUGGAGGAACUGGAGUGCGGGGAUCACAUCUACACAUGGAGGCAUGCCUAUAGUUAUGCGCACCAUGGGAUAUAUGUUGGCGAUGGAAUGGUAAUUCACUACACUCGAGGAGGAGGCUUAGAUCGUAUUAUAUUCAGCUUGUCUCCAUCCCAUCAUUCAAACGGUACCAACCCUAUAAGCAGUGAUCAAUCAAGACUUGAUCGUGUGAUCUGUUCCUCCAUAGAUGAUUUUCUUUCUGGUGGUGAACUCUAUUGCUUUGAAUAUGGUGUUAAUCUAGCUCUCUUUAUUGCCAAAACUCGAGGAGGUACUUGUACCCUUGCCUGUAGUGAUCCACCUAAUGAUGUCCUUGACCGUGCGUAUAGCCUCCUUGAGAAUGGCUUUGGUAAAUACCACCUUUUCGGAAACAACUGUGAAGACUUUGCGAUAUAUUGCAAAACAGGCAUCCACUUGGUAGAUAACAAUUUUAGCAUUGGCAGGAGUGGGCAGGCGGCGUCCUUCUUGGUUGCCAUUAGCGCUUUCAUUUCGUCUACAAUCGCACUAUUUGUAGAUAACAUGUAUAGUGUUGGAAGGACUAGGCAGGCAGCAUCCUUAUUGGUAGGCAUUAGUGCUUUCCUUUCUUCCACAAUUCGAUGCCCUACUGUUAGAAUUAUCAGUCAGCAUUUCAUGGGCAGAAGGGGGCAGACACCAUCCUUCUUGGUUUAUAUUAGUGCUUUUGUUUCUUCUACAAUUCGAUCACCAACUGUUAUAAUUACUGGUCAGCAUUUUAUUGUGGGUUAUAGCAUUUACUCUGCCUGUAGAUGGGCUUCUGAUAUUGGAAUUCGUCGUAAUGCUAGUAAAGCUGCAAAUAGCAGAUUGGCCGAGGAAGGGAGUUCUGGUUAUGGAGUCAGUAUUAAGUUUAACUCGGCAUUUCUGAAAGGUCUUGCUUGGGAUAUUUUGGUAUUUGCAACUUGGUGGAUUUGUUGUUAUGAGCUGGAGUUGACAACAGAGAUUACAAGUUUUCAACUGGGAUGGAUUAUACUAACUUCUACAGUAUGGCGGGUGCUCUUCGUUCCAGUCGAUCGAGCAGAAAAAGUAAACAAAAGCAGUUAUUGCAAUUCUGAUCUAUCUAUAGACUUGAGAAUUCGUUUUAUCUCUGUGAAGACCGUAUGGCUUUGGCUUCUCAAUGUGUUGCCAAACAAGGCUGCUUGCUGGUGUUUGAUAACAUUGGUAUCACUACUAUUUUGGAUGUUGUUCUAUAUUGUUCUGUGAUGUACUGAUUCGGGUUGGACUAUGUAAGAUGUUGUUGUAGUAGUGUGGUGUUGCUUUCUGGACGUUGUUGUACUGUUAUGUAUUGAUUCGGAUUUGACCAUCCAAGGUUGUCUUUGUUUUGUUGGUGUUUGAUAAUUUAAGACUUUUUUUUAUUGA
Ziziphus jujuba (common jujube) is the source of this 3843-nucleotide messenger RNA. RefSeq lists its product as uncharacterized. The record is from RefSeq and is a predicted model, not a curated record. The transcript is spliced from 5 exons. NCBI's taxonomy places the organism in Eukaryota, Viridiplantae, Streptophyta, Magnoliopsida, Rosales, Rhamnaceae. The coding region runs from base 1741 to 3687 and encodes 648 amino acids.